UUCUAUAGGUUCCUGAGGGGGGGGGGUGGAAACACAGCACUUUUUCUUCAAUUCCCGGAACUCUGACCUCAAGAAUCUCCCCACCUACCUGAGGGAGGUAUGGAAGGAGAUGGGCUUGCCUGGAAGCCCCACCUUCACUGACAUACGGACCUCAAUCUCAACUCAUUGCAAAAAAGGACCGGGAGACAGUGGCUCGGUUCAUGUGCCAUGACACCAGGACGGCGGACAGGUUUUACGCCAUCAGCCUCAACCCGACCCAGGCCAUGGAGGUUAGAUCCUUAUUCCAGGCAGCUUUGGAGGGCGAGGACCAGGUACCAGUGAGCCAGAGACACCCCUCAACCUCAAAACCAUCAGAAAGGUGCAAGGGAAAGGCAGCGGAAGACGAGUCCCUUUCUGAGGGGAGCACUUCUUCUGAAGCCACAAAGGUCCAGUACCAAGAGUCCGGGACAUCAUCCCCGGGUUCUGAGUCUGAGUCGUCCUCGUCGUCAGGGGUGGGGCAGAUGGCUACACUACCUCAAACACCUCCUAAGAGACCAGCACCGGAGAGCGAAGAGCACCCCACGCCCUCCAAACUGCCGGUGACAGACAGGCGCAGUGUCAUGGUCUCCAUCACCCCGAUGAAGAUGUCCCCGCUGAAAUCGAAGAGCAAAACUAGACACGUCUCUCCUGUCCUGACCCAGCAGGGGAUAAGGAAGCUGAGAGCAACAAGCGCCCGGCUCAAGAGGGCCAUUGCCUCAAGGAGGCUAAAAAUGGAAGAUGAAAACAUAAACUCUCCCGGGGAAAAGUAUUGACUGAAGUCCGCAAGGCAGGAAAAGGGAUCUUCCUGCAGGGACACGUCGUCACUCUCAUACAGAAGGGCCAAAAGGGAGCCUUCUUCCAGGGGCAUGUCUCCAAUGAGGUUUGAUAGGCAGGAAAAGGGAUCUUCCUGCAGGGACACGUCGUCACUCUCAUACAGAAGGGCCAAAAGGGAGCCUUCUUCCAGGGGCAUGUCUCCAAUGAGGUUUGAUAGGCAGGAAAAGGGAUCUUCCUGCAGGGACACGUCGUCAUCAUGAAAGCAAAGGUUCUCCCAGGAACGUGACCUCAUCAAAGUUCAGUGGAAAUGACGUGGAACAUUCUCCUUGGGACAUAUGUUCACCCACGUUUGAUGGAGAUGAAACAGAACAUCCUAGUGGCACGUCUUCACCUAUGAAUGCGGUUUCACCCUCAUUGUCCAGCUCCUUCAGGUCAAAGUCAGUGACCAGUGGAGCAGGUGGAUUGGUCAUCCUGAGAGCCCUUAAUUUGGACAGUGUGAGGCCUCUUCUUAGGAUGAUCAUUUGUGCUUUGAUUUCUGAAUCCUGAAAUGAAAAACAGACAAAGACACAUUUGUAAGAGUUAAAUUAUGCAUUUAAACAAAUGCUUUGUUUACAUGCUUCAGGAAAUAAGUCCCUAGGUAAAGGUAA
Molecule: messenger RNA, 1439 nt
Organism: Esox lucius (northern pike)
Lineage: Eukaryota; Metazoa; Chordata; Actinopteri; Esociformes; Esocidae
Exons: 4
Coding region: 201-791 (196 amino acids)
Source: RefSeq, a predicted model, not a curated record